Molecule: messenger RNA, 2098 nt
Organism: Striga asiatica
Lineage: Eukaryota; Viridiplantae; Streptophyta; Magnoliopsida; Lamiales; Orobanchaceae
Source: the annotation of a GenBank genome assembly
CUAAAAGUGUAAUUAAGUGAACUAAUAAAUCCUUCACCUCGUUCACGGUCGUCACAGAGACUGGAGAACACAACGACAGAUGGCUGAAGAAUCUGAAAAAAGGUUUGAAGCAAUUAUGAAGAAGCUCUUUCAUCCUCCUCCAAAACCUAAACCCACCUCCCAAAACAUCAGUAGUGAAGUUCAGACAUUGAGUGGCCGAAAGCGCCCUCAUUCUUCCUUAAUGGGUGAGAAAAUAGGAAGCCCAGCUAAGCCGGCUCAAGCCUCGGCUUGCAGGCCUUGGGACCGUGAUGAUUUCUUUAGGAGGUUAUCCACAUUCAAGUCGACUACCUGGUUCGCAAAGCCACAGGUGGUGAGCCCCUUGGAAUGUGCUAGGAGGGGUUGGAUUAACAUAGACAUGGAUACAAUUGCUUGUGCCUCUUGCGAUGCACUUGAGAAAGCUGCUGCUGUAUUCAGCUUGAAGCUGGAAAGCGGGCACAAAUUGUUGUGCCCUUGGAUUAAUAAUGCGUGUGGGGAAGAACUUGCUCAGUUUCCAGUUGUAUCAAGCACUGAGUUGAUUGAGAAUUACAAAAAACGCUUUCUUGCUCUGUCGAAUCUGAUAGCCCUUCCAGUUAUUUCGCCUGUGGCCAUUGCUAAAAUGAGAAGCUCUAAGCUCGAGCAAUUUCUAGGACAGUCUUCAACUUCAGAGUACCAAGAGCCUCUUGAAAGUUCUGGGACAAAGCUUCCGGAACACGUACCUGAGACAAGUUCGUCCGGCUUGUAUUAUCAGGUGCUGAAGCUCACGAGUCUACUCGGCUGGGAACCUCAUAUAUUGCCUUAUAAAGUUGACUUCAAGGAUGGGCGAGUUCCGUUCAUUAGAGAUGCCAAUACAGCAGUCACAUCAGGAAAAUUAACGAAAAUUAACGUCUAUUCUCUGUGUACUAAUGAGGGCACCAACACUUUUCAUGAUCUCCAGCUCGAUCCUAGUUCAGUGGUUCUUGAUUGCAACUUAUGUGGUGCGAGUGUUGGAUUAUGGGAUUUUUGCACUACCCCACAGCCUCUUGAGUACUUAAGAUUCGUAGGAAUUACAGAAAUUACGAGUAAAAAUGUCACGGUCCCUUUUACUUCUUCUUCAUUAGGUUCUACAAUUGCCGGUGGACCUCCGCCUGCAAUGCUCGAUUAUGGGGCAACCAUAUCUUUACCGAUAAUCGGGCCGAAUUUGAGAGCUCGGCUUGCGAUGGAGAAGGGAUCGAACGAUCAAUUAGCUAUUCAGAAAGUUCAUGAAGUGGAGGGUCAAACAAUGUCCUUAGAAAGUCAAAGUAUCUUGGAAGAAGGAACUGCCGAUCAAAAUUGUGAACACAGCAGUAAGUAUCCAAAUAACUCUCUGGACAUUCAUGGAGAAGGGCCAUCUGUAAAGGAUAAGCCUGUGUUGUUAAGCAUAAGAGAAAGUGAGAAAUUAUCGCCUUCUAGCAAAACAAAGGAAUUCGAUCCAAUCAAGCAGCACAGGUACUUUUGUCCCUGGAUUAUGUCGACUGGAAAAUCUUCUCCUGGAUGGCAACAGACAUUAUCUGCUUUAAUGGACCACAAGGAGCUCGACAAACUGCCUCCAUCUACCUUGAUCGAGGUGGAUGAUGAUCCAGUGGCCUCUGUGAAAAGACUAUUUAUGAGUCCAAAUUAGAGAGAACCAGAUAGAAGCUGGAGGCAUGAAAAACUGCAAUUUAUGGUGUGGUCUCGAGUUUUGAAAAUCUGCACGGCUCGACUAAUUGGUGGGGCCCACAUGAAUGACGAUAACAUGCAGCCCAAGUGGAUGUAAAACCAGAUACAGUGUUAGUAUGUACCAAGAAAUUAAUGCUCAAGGUGAUCCAACACCAGCACAAUUCGGAACCGAUUAGAGUUUUUUUUCGUGUGAUGAUAUAUAUCUUGUUUGGUUCUGAUGAAUGCACAGAUAGGGUUAUGAUGAAUGCUACUCCAGAAUCUGGAUCAGUAAGUUUAAUUCGAUCAAUAUUCACUAAUAAUUUGAGUCCCAAGAAAAAUCUGUAGCAAAUCAGAUUAUUCAGACAGGCUUAUGUACACAAAUCAAUUCUUUUCAUGUGAAAACAUUUAAAAGAUAAGAAAAUGUCCG